Messenger RNA from Glycine soja, 1947 nucleotides. RefSeq lists its product as uncharacterized. The coding region runs from base 1 to 702 and encodes 233 amino acids. Gene Ontology annotation, cellular component: chloroplast. Lineage: Eukaryota; Viridiplantae; Streptophyta; Magnoliopsida; Fabales; Fabaceae. The transcript has 8 exons. The record is from RefSeq and is a predicted model, not a curated record. Gene Ontology annotation, molecular function: protein binding.
AUGUCCCACAACCUUAAAAUUAUAUUCCCGUUGCUAUUGUCUUUCAAAGCACCCUUCUCUGCCUCCCAUCCUCUAAUCCUCACCUUAAGACUCUUCCUUCCUUCGGUUUCCGGCAUCUGGGACGCUCUCACCUGCGGCAACAACAUUGCCCGCGAAGCCCUUCUCGUAAUUCGACGCGGAAUGUCUCUCUUCCGCCAGGGUGAUGUUUUGGGGUCUCUUGUGAGUUCGACAAGGCAAUUCAGUUGGACCCUCGUCAAAAGGGGCUUAUCACUUUACUACCUUAAUCGAUUUGAAGAGGGAGCUGAGCAGUUUCGGUUAGAUGUUGCACAAAAUCCAAAUGAUACGAAAGAGUUUAUAUGGUGCUUUCUGUGUGAAGCUCAACUGUUUGGAGUGGAUGAAGCAAGGAAGCGAUAUCUUGAGGUUGGCAGAGACCCAUGGCCGGUUAUGCGAGAAGCAUAUAACAUGUUUAUAGAUGGUGGGGAUCCUGAAAAGCUUGUAGCUGCAUUCUCUGGUAGCAGAGAAGGUGAAUAUUUUUAUGCUUCAUUAUAUGCUGGGCUUUAUUACGAAUCUGAGAACGAAACAGAUGCUGCUAAAGUUCAUAUAGUUGCUGCAUGCCAGUCUCCUUAUGGGCAAAGGUUCACUGUCCCUGCCGAAAUUGGGUCUUCAACUAAAACUUUUUUCAGUGUCCAUUGUGCACGAUGAAGCUCAUUCAUAAGUUUCUCUAUACACUACUCACAGCAUCUAUAGUGAGUUACUGUGCUUGCUACUGGAACGGUUAAACAAAUUUAUCAUAUUCCUUUACCUUUUUCACUUGAUUUUGUGGCCUAUAUGAAUAUUAGUAGAUUCUGGUAGAAAGUUUUUAAACAUGAAAUUUCUUUUAAUAGUGAAAUCAUCUUUAGAUGAGUAAACUACUAUUUGGUUUCUAAAAGGUUGAUUUUGCACCAGGCUAGUCUUCUAAUUUAGGUAAGCUUAUUACGUCCAUAUUGAAAUUUAACUCAACCAUAACUUGAGGACCUAUUAUUCUUCUAUGGAUUAGGGCAGUGUCUCUUAUGCUACGCUUGUCGGAAAUGGCUCUAAGUCUAAGGAUCAAUCUUGUGAAAUUUUUUGUGCAUGCUUAAUGAACUUUGUGUCAGAUCUGGUGCAUCACAACUUAUUGGGGUUGAUGCACCAAAAGGUUCUCCUUAUGGAUCAACUAUUGAGGUUGAUCGUGUUGGAAUAGUAGGGCUUAAUUCUUGUGGGCUACAGUCCUCGAGAGAGGGGUCCAUAACAAAUUCUAAUAAUCUACAUGUUCGUUGUCCCUUCAACUAAAAAAAAAACGGCCUUCUAGUUCCCCACCCUCAAUUUUAAAUACCAACAAUAUCUCUCUUUUUUUUUGUUAUGUACUUAUGUACUCCUAUCAUUCUUUUUUUUGAAAAAAUAUGGAAAGAAACAGAAAUAAACUAGUGGUUUGAAUCCAUUGCUCAUGAUCAAUACCUACAACUAUUGUCUUGUAAGGAUUAUAAUGAUUGUUUCCUGUUUAGGUUUGGUGGGACGCCAUAGUGACUUGCAAGUAUUUAGGUAUUGAUUUCUUUUAGUGAGUUGUAUUUAGGUAUUGAUGAUGAUGAUGAUGUGAAGUACCACAAACAUAUCAAUAUUUUUAUCUGGAGGAAAUUUGAAACUUCAAAGGAGAGUAAUGACAUUGGCGCUGGGUCACAUGAUUGAGUAUAUAAGCUAAAUACAUAUCUAAUAACUUCUGGUUGAACAUAACUUGAUGUUACGAGACUCGUUGAGACAUGAGGGGUGAGAUUGUUUUUCAAGCAAUACUUUUUUUUAACAUGUUUUUCAAGCAAAACCGAUUGCAAAGUGUAAUUAUGUAAUCAGGAUUUUGACACAUUAUAUGACUGAUCCAGCUAAUCAUAUUUUCAAUAUUUAUCCAAUUGUCUUAGCCUGCCAGUGGCUGCUUUUCUA